Megalobrama amblycephala (Wuchang bream) is the source of this 922-nucleotide messenger RNA. RefSeq names its product bone gamma-carboxyglutamate (gla) protein, like (gene bglapl). NCBI's taxonomy places the organism in Eukaryota, Metazoa, Chordata, Actinopteri, Cypriniformes, Xenocyprididae. The record is from RefSeq and is a predicted model, not a curated record. The transcript has 4 exons. Bases 98 to 541 code for a protein of 147 amino acids.
GUAUAAACACACCGGCGACCAGACGGAUGACAGACACAGAAGAAACGAACAACACAGACGCCAUCGACUGAGAGAAGAACCCACCACCUGAAGAAACAUGAAGACCCUGAAGCUCCUCACCAUCUGCGCUCUGCUGUCUGUCUGCGCAUCUAUGGGAGUGUACACGGAGCCUGCAGACGAUGUGGUGGUCGUGGAUGUGGUGGUUCCUCCAUCCGGAGCUCCUACUGAUACUGCCUCUUCAUCAGCAUCCUCAUCUGCCUCAGACUCUGAUUCCGCUUCCUCUUCCUCUGAGUCCGACUCUGCAUCUGAUUCUGCAUCCGACUCCACAUCCGACUCCGCAUCUGACUCCGCGUCUGAUUCUGCCUCAGAUUCAUCCUCAUCCUCCUCUGAAUCAAACUCUGUCAGCGCUGAAGGCACGCCUGCCCCUCACGUGCUGCUGAAGAGGGAUGUGGCGGCUUCCACUGCUGCGGCACCGGAGAGCAGGAACACCGGCGGCCAAUCUGAGUCCUCAACAGCUGGAGAGUUUGCGAGAGGUGUGUGAAGUGAAUCUGGCCUGUGAACACAUGGCUGAAACAGCCGGGAUCGUAGCUGCUUAUACAGCUUAUUACGGACCAAUCCCAUACUAACACACACAACUGACUUCUGAUGUUUUCAUACUGAUAUGUUUACCCCUGUAUUUUUAUUUCCAAGACAUGUAGUGUGUUUUUUUUUAAUGCCAGCCAUGCAACUUAAUGUAAGUGAUUUCAGGUUUUGAUGUUGUUUUACUUGAGAGAAAUCCAGGAAAUCUUCAUGUUUUAGUGAUUGAGACACUAUUGGUGCAAUUAGACUCAAGUUUCUCUGUGUUAGUGAAGUGUGUUUCUUUAUAUUAUUAUGCCUGUGUAUAGAAGAAAAGCAUAUAAGUAGUAAAUCAUUCUUGUUAGUA